AAGAAAAGAAUCGGGUUCCCUUUGCAUGAUUGCUUCCCACUGUAACCCAGACAAAAACAUUAUUUUUGGUUUCAGAAAUCUGUUGGGUUUUUUAUUGUUACACCAAUACAUCCAAAGCGGAGAGCAGAAAAAAGUGUUCUUUAUAUAGAAAAGCUUGAAGAAAUGGCAGAGAAACCUCAACCAGUGAGAGUACUAUACUGUCCCAUAUGUUCUCUUCCAGCAGAGUACUGUGAAUUCGGCCCUGAUUUCGAAAAGUGUAAGCCUUGGUUGAUCAAAAACGCCCCUGAGCUUUACCCAGAUCUCUGUAAAGAGGCUAAUGAAAAGGAGGCCGAGAAGGUUUCUGAACAGCUCCAAUCAGUUGGUAUUUCCUCUGCUGAUGGGGCAGCAUCUUCAGCUCAACCAGGGGAUACAUCAUCAUCUAAGCAAGAAGAAGUUAAACGUCUUCCUGGUGCGAAAAUAAAGAAGAAAGAGAAACAAGAGGUUGUUAUUGAGAAGGUUGUACGUAACAGGCGCAAAUGUAUCACCAUUGUGAAAGGGUUGGAUCUUUUUGGAGUCAAGCUUAGUGAUGCUUCCAAAAAGCUUGGGAAGAAGUUUGCCACUGGAGCAUCAGUUGUUAAGGGGCCAACGGACAAGGAGCAAAUUGAUGUUCAAGGGGAUAUUGCCUAUGAUAUUGUGGAAUUUAUUACAGAGACCUGGCCUGCUGUGCCUGAAACUGCUAUUUUCUUCAUUGAGGAUGGAAAAAAGGUUCCAGCCGCUUGAUUCUAGAGCUUGAAGCAGGACUCGGGGCUGAGCUUUGACAGCACAUUGAUGAGCCAGCUUUUGCUUUGACUGGACAGAGCAUCUAUUCAUCUUAGUUGGAUUGGAUAAUUUUCACCAAACCUGCUAUACCUUUGAGAAGAAGUUCUGUCAUUUGAGAGAUAAAAUUGUGUACUGCUGAAGCAUUACCCUUCACUGGUCCUUGAAAACAUCAUGCUACUUUAAUAUUUUUGGCUUGCGGCAUAAUCUUUUGCAUGUGAGCAGUGUUUUUCUUUGAUGGGCAAGCACUAUAAGUACCGUUUUGUGUGAA
Theobroma cacao (cacao) is the source of this 1066-nucleotide messenger RNA. Its product is annotated as Translation initiation factor SUI1 family protein. Gene Ontology annotation, molecular function: mRNA binding; translation initiation factor activity. Lineage: Eukaryota; Viridiplantae; Streptophyta; Magnoliopsida; Malvales; Malvaceae. Gene Ontology annotation, biological process: translation reinitiation; formation of translation preinitiation complex. The record is from RefSeq and is a predicted model, not a curated record.